GCCUCCUCCAGUCCACAUUCAGCAGCGCAGCGGUCGAGUGUGAUUCCCAUUACUGCGGGCGGGUCUUCUGUGAGUCGAGCUUCGUCUCUUAGCAAUAAUCGCGUGAAAUUUCUCCACGUUGCGCCUCAAACUUGGACACGCGAUCGACAGGGAAUUUGAACCCCGAGAGGAAAUAAGGUAUGGCGGCUAUCAGGAAAAAGCUGGUGAUCGUGGGAGAUGGAGCAUGUGGGAAGACCUGUCUCCUCAUAGUGUUCAGCAAAGACCAGUUUCCAGAAGUCUACGUGCCUACUGUGUUUGAGAACUACAUUGCAGACAUCGAAGUCGACAGCAAACAGGUGGAGCUGGCUUUGUGGGACACAGCAGGACAGGAAGACUAUGAUCGUCUGAGGCCUCUGUCUUACCCAGACACAGAUGUCAUCCUCAUGUGUUUCUCCAUAGACAGUCCCGACAGUUUAGAGAAUAUCCCAGAAAAGUGGACGCCGGAGGUGAAGCACUUCUGCCCCAACGUUCCCAUAAUCCUUGUGGGCAAUAAGAAGGACCUGCGGAAUGAUGAGCACACACGGAGAGAGCUGACUAAGAUGAAGCAGGAGCCGGUUAAACCGGAGGAAGGCAGGGACAUGGCCAACCGCAUCAGCGCCUUCGGCUACCUGGAGUGCUCGGCUAAGACUAAAGAAGGCGUGAGGGAAGUUUUCGAAAUGGCCACCAGGGCGGCGCUGCAAGUCCGCAAGAGGAAGAAGAGGAGCGGGUGCUUGCUGUUGUGAGAGAACUUUCCGGUCUUUUUUCCAGAGUGAUCUCCACGAAAUACCAAACUCCACAAAAAAAAAAAAAAGAAGUUUUU
Molecule: messenger RNA, 838 nt
Organism: Labeo rohita (rohu)
Lineage: Eukaryota; Metazoa; Chordata; Actinopteri; Cypriniformes; Cyprinidae
Gene: rhoca
Product: ras homolog family member Ca
Exons: 5
Coding region: 180-761 (193 amino acids)
Biological process (GO): small GTPase-mediated signal transduction
Cellular component (GO): neuron projection
Molecular function (GO): GTP binding; GTPase activity
Source: RefSeq, a predicted model, not a curated record